Carya illinoinensis is the source of this 1823-nucleotide messenger RNA. Its product is annotated as F-box/kelch-repeat protein At1g74510. Lineage: Eukaryota; Viridiplantae; Streptophyta; Magnoliopsida; Fagales; Juglandaceae. The record is from RefSeq and is a predicted model, not a curated record. Bases 237 to 1442 code for a protein of 401 amino acids. Gene Ontology annotation, cellular component: nucleus. The transcript has 2 exons. Gene Ontology annotation, molecular function: protein binding.
AAAAAAAAAAAAGGAAUAUAAUGCCAGUACUGAGUGCUCUCUCGCAACACAGGCGAAUAUAAACUGAGCCAAAAGAGGGAGGGAUAGAGCAAUUGGGUUUAUGAUUUAGAGAGAGGAGGAGCAAGGAGGAGGAGGUAGCCAGAACUGAAGCUUUCUUAUCCAAUUCUUAAGCGUUUUGCUCUAUCUGUUUCCCUAAAGAAGGCUUUAUUGAUCGGAUUGGAAUUUUUUUCAGCAACAUGUUGGAGGGUCCAUCCUAUCUCAUGCAGAGGGACUUGCCAAGCUCGUGUGAGCAAGACAGCACAUGGAUUUAUAAUGCUCUUUGUGUGAUUGAGCUCUCAAGCAGCAAGCACGUUAUCCAAACUGACCAACCAGAUGACCAAAAUUCCACUGGGAAUGGGUCAGAUUCCAGUUCUCUUAUCCACCAACUUGGUCGGGACAUAUCAAUUAACUGUCUUCUUCACUGUUCUAGGUCUGAUUAUGGCUCAAUCUCCUCACUGAAUCAUAACUUCCGGUCUCUAAUUCGGAGUGGGGAACUAUAUAGACUAAGGAGGGAAAUGGGUAUUGUAGAGCAUUGGGUUUACCUCUCUUGCAGCCUUCUUGAAUGGGAAGCAUUUGAUCCAAGUCAUCGCCGUUGGAUGCAUUUACCUAGAAUGCCUUCAAAUGAAUGCUUCAUGUGCUCAGACAAGGAGUCGUUGGCCGUUGGUACCGAACUUCUUGUUUUUGGAAAGGAAAUAACAUCCCUUGUUAUUCUUAGAUACAGCAUUUUGACAAACACAUGGUCAUCCGGUAUGAGGAUGAAUAAACCCAGGUGCUUGUUCGGUUGUGCCACUCUUGGGGAAAUUGCAAUUUUAGCAGGUGGUUGUGAUCCAAAUGCCAAUAUUCUAAAUUCUGCUGAGCUUUAUAAUUCAGAAACAGGAACUUGGGAGACUCUUCCAAGCAUGAACAAAGCGAGAAAAAUGGGCUCGGCCGUUUUCAUGGACGGGAAAUUUUAUAUUAUGGGUGGGAUUGGAGAGGGCAACUCAGAAUCGCUUACGUGCGGUGAGGUUUAUGAUAUGAAGACAAGGGUAUGGACUGUGAUACCUAACAUGUUCCCUGGAUGGAAUGAAGGGGCAGGGGUGACUGAGGCACCUCCUCUACUGGCUGUUGUAAAUAAUGUUCUGUAUGCAGCAGAUUAUGCACAAAAGGAGGUGAGAAGAUAUGACAAAGAGAGGAACUUCUGGUUUACAAUUGGGAGAUUACCUCAGCAGGCAGCUUCGAUGAAUGGUUGGGGAUUAGCAUUUAGGGCUUGUGGAAAUCGGGUAAUUUUUAUUGGGCCUAGGUUAGGCGGAGGGAUCAUCGAGCUUAAUUCUUGGGUCCCUGAUCAAGGCCCACCGCAAUGGGACCUGCUAGCCACAAAGCGCUCCUGCAGUUUUGUGUAUAAUUGUGCUGUGAUGGGAUGCUGAGGUGUCCGGUUGAGGUAUUAUGUUUGUACUGUGUGGAGUCAUUUCUGGAUGGAAUUUAUGCUCUUCAUUUUCAAGGAGAUGGGAUUCCAGCUUGUGAGUAAUCUCUGCCCUCCUAUUUUGGGGGAAAUGUUGGAUGUCAAUUUAGAGUCAUAGAUACUUUCUUAGAAGGUUGUCUGGAGGUUUGGUUUUCUUUUUCCCUUUUUUUCUCUUCUUCUCCUUUCCUAUAAUUGCUUCUUUACUUUCCCUGUAUGCUUUCGUUACCAUGAGACCUUUCCAAAAGUUGGCAUCAUGUAGAGGAGGCACAGGUGAAUAAUCUGAAGUCCUGCUAAAUGUUUUAGGUCGUGAUGACUGCUUAAGUAAAUUUUAUUCAGGCAUUAACAA